AUGCUUGACUCCAAGACGCACCGCGCGUGGGAAAGCAAUCAAGGAAGAUCAACGGCUUUGGAUAAAUUUCAUGAUUUCGAGGAGUUUCUCUUGUCGCGUAUCCGCGUUCUCGACGCAGUUGAGAGGCGCACGGAACUCGCGAAAGUUCCCGAAUCUAAUUCGAAAGGCUCGAAGGGGUUAAAGACAGCGACUGCCAAAGCUCACGCCGCGACCGGAGCUACCCUCAAAUGCUCGUUAUGUGGCGCGAAUCAUUACAUCUCGGCGUGUCCGACCUAUCGUGGUAAAAGUCCGCAGCAGCGACGAGAAUUUAUAUCGCAAAACCAGUUGUGCUUUAACUGUCUCGGGCCGCAUCGAGUCUCUGCAUGCCGCACAACUAAACGCUGCCUAACAUGCGGACAACUUCACCACACUUCUAUACACGGAACGUCUCAGAUCGCUGCUCAAGAGGAAGCUGCUGGUCAGAGCUCAACCUCCAAGGGACAGCCGUCUCAAAGUCUCUGCACCGCCGUGGUGAACACAGCCUCCAACGGGCGCGCGGAAUCUAAUGCGGAAUCGAACAAAGGAUCGGAGUUCGCGUUGCUCGCCACCGCCAACGUGAUAGUGACUAGUGCUCGCGGAGAUAAAAUUGUGGCGCGCGUUCUCCUAGAUCAAGGAUCCGAGCUCUCAUUUAUUACGGAGUCGCUGGCGCAGACCUUGAAGCUCGAGCGCAGCCGCGCAUCGAUACCGCUAAUUGGCAUCGGUGCUCGAAAUUCGGACACUCGGGGCAAGGUCGACUGCACGAUCCAAUCUCGCGUGUAUCCGGACUUUUCGUGUCGCGUCACAGCCUAUGUUCUCCCGCGACUAACAGCCCGGGUUCCCUCGAACUCAAUCCACAACGCUACGUGGCCUCAUCUCGAAAAGCUCAGUUUAGCCGAUCCUGCCUUCGCCGUCCCGGGACGCGUCGAUCUUCUCGGAGCGGAUAUCUACGGAUCGUUGCUCCGUGACGGCCUUCGCAAGGGCACGACCGGUACUCCGGUUGCUCAGUUAACCGCGCUCGGUUGGAUAAUUUCGGGGCCGGUCUCGAUAUCGCGACCGAGGAGUCUCGCUUACUCGAUUUCUCGCUCAGACGAACAGCUCAACGAACUCGUGGAAAGGUUCUGGCAACAAGAGGACAUCUCUCAACCCUCGAGCGCGCUUCUCUCAGAAGACGAAGCGCGAUGUGAGGAACAUUUCAAAAGCACGCAUUCUCGCACUCAGUCCGGUAGAUACAUUGUACGAUUGCCGCUCAGUCAAACGCCGAAGGAUUUCGGAGACUCUCGCUCAAUCGCUUGUCGAGCGCUAACUCGGAUGCAACGUCGAUGUGCGUUGAACCCGGAAUUUGCGAAACUCUAUACCAACUUUCUCGCGGAGUACGAAACACUGGAACACAUGAGCCGUGUUUCGCCUAACGAGACUGAGCCGGGCCGCGUUUUUUAUCUACCACAUCACGGAGUUUUGCGCGAAACAAGUGCGACGACCAAGUUACGUGUCGUUUUUAACGGAUCACAACGAACAAACGCCGGACUCUCACUCAACGACUGUCUCUACUCGGGUCCGAAAUUGCAGACCGAACUCUCGGACGUGCUCCUCCUUUGGCGACGACAUCGAUUCGUUUUCUCGGCGGAUAUCGAAAAGAUGUUUCGUCAGAUCCUCGUGGACUCUCGGGAUUGGGAUCUUCAGCGCAUUCUCUGGUCUCCGGACGAGCACACCGCACCCGUCUCUUACCACCUCCGCACCGUAACUUACGGUCUUGCGUGUGCUCCGUACCUCGCUCUUCGAAUCCUGAAACAACUUGCUGCUGAUCUAGGACCGCACUAUCCUCUCGCUCAGGAGAUCCUCGCGGAGCAGAUUUACGUGGACGACGUUCUGUCGGGUGCAGACUCUCUGCCCCUCGCUCGCGAGAGGAUAAAUCAAUUGGAUGCCCUCCUGACGGCGGGCGGCUUCAAGUUGCAAAAGUGGGUCGCUAACGAGCCGACCUUGCUUGAUUCCAUCGACCGGGAACGACGAGCGGACAUGAAUUCGCUCUCCAUUGACGACAACACGGUCUCUCGCGCUCUCGGACUUCUUUGGCAAGUGAAACAAGAUCAAUUCGGUUUUCGCGUUAAGGGUAUCCCGGUGCCGCAGACUUGGACAAAGCGCUCGGUUCUAUCAGUCAUUGCCCGACUCUUCGACCCCCUGGGAUGGCUGAGUCCAGUCACGGUCACGGCUAAAAUUUUCUUUCAAAAAUUAUGGCUUGAAAAGCUUGGCUGGGACGAGGAGCUCCCAAGCUCAGUAUCUCGACAGUGGAGCAGGUUCCACGAGGAGCUUCCCGCCGUUGAGACUAUAUCGGUGCCACGAUGGUUCGGGGGUUCUUCGAAUCCCGCGGACUUCGUCGAGCUGCACGGAUUCUCGGACGCCUCUACAGACGCUCUCGCCGCUUGCGUCUAUCUCAAGGUUUGCGACGGCGAAGACAAUUUCAAGGUCAAUCUCGUUGCCGCCAAAACUCGAGUCGCACCACUCAAGCCUAUGACUGUUCCGCGGCUUGAACUCUCUGCGGCGGUCCUCUUGGCGCGUCUGAUCUCACGGAUUCGAGACGUGCUUAAAUUGCAUCACGCUCCACUUUUUCUCUGGACUGAUUCUACGGUCGCUCUCACUUGGAUCAAAGGGCCUCCGUCGCGUUGGAAGGAUUUCGUACGCAAUCGGGUGGCACAAAUACAAGAUCUCGUGCCUUCCGGAAGCUGGCAGCACAAUCCCGCAGAUCUAGCGUCACGAGGAAUCAUUCCACGCGCCCUUCAAGCAUCUUCCUCCUGGUGGCACGGACCAUGCUGGCUGCUCGAGACCCCUGCUGCAUGGCCCGUAACCACGUCGCUUGACCAUUCACGGGACGAUCUUGAGGAGCGGAAAAUCAGGGCGAACGUUGCUCAAACCUCGCAAAUCUCAGAAUUUUGUCUGAUCCCAGAUAAAUUUUCUACACUUCGGAAGUUACUCCGGGUAACGGUCUGGGUAUUACGCGCUGUAGCUCGAUUUCGCUCACGCUCAUCUCUCGAUAUCAGCACUCCUCUACUGCCCGAGGAGAUAUCUCACGCGCUCAACUUCUGA
Molecule: messenger RNA, 3096 nt
Organism: Wasmannia auropunctata (little fire ant)
Lineage: Eukaryota; Metazoa; Arthropoda; Insecta; Hymenoptera; Formicidae
Exons: 1
Coding region: 1-3096 (1031 amino acids)
Source: RefSeq, a predicted model, not a curated record